Molecule: messenger RNA, 1137 nt
Organism: Paramecium sonneborni
Lineage: Eukaryota; Ciliophora; Oligohymenophorea; Peniculida; Parameciidae
Source: the annotation of a GenBank genome assembly
AUGUUUAUCAUUCAAUUAAAUUUAUCCAACAUUAGUAUUUAAGAUAUUUAUUUGGAUAUUUUUAACCUCUUACACUCAAAAUUGUAUUAAAUAGUAUUAUUUAUUUUUUUCUAACUUUAAAGACAUAAGAAUCUUCUUCAGAUCUUCUUUGUGUUUUGUUUGUCUAUUCAAUUUAAUGACUUGGCAUUAAAACCUCAUACAUUACACAAUAAUAAAUCAAUUAAAAUGCUUAUAGGAAACAUUAAAACUCCACUAUAAAUUAUAAAUGAAUCAACAUCUUUCUUUUGUACGAUUUAUCUAAUUAAUGAAGAUAAUAGUCUUUAAUUAUUUAAGGAUUAUAAGAAUUUUGUAAUCCAGAAGAUGAUUUCUCAAAUUUUUUCUAAAUUUCAUUCUAAAAAAAUUUGUCAAAUACUGUUUAUGUUAUUUGUAAAGAGAAACAUUACUUUUAAAAUAAUUAAUGCAUAUUAUCAAGUUUAAAAUUUAAUGUAUAAUAAUCUAUUUGUUUUGAAUACAAAGAAGGAUAUUUUAGUGAACUAAAUAAAGCACUUAUAAUACGAAUAAUGUUCAAAUAUACAUCUAACAUGUAAAUGGAGAAUAUAUAUAUUCCUUAAUCUCUAUAUUCUCUUUUAAGAUAGGAGCCAGUUGGAGAAAAUGUUUGAAAUUUGGAUUAAAUUGUUCUAUACGUUGAUAUUAUAAUAUUAGAAGAAUUACUUAAUUAAUGAAUUUUUCUAAAUGAAAGAUUCUCAAAAUAUAGAAUACUUUAGGUUAGAGAAGUUAUAAGUAAAAAUGCUAAAUUUGAAUUUAAUUAUUGUUACAAUGAGUCUAACUUAAUUUUUGAAAUCUCUGGGGAUAUUGAAUGUCCAAAUUACAUAUCAACACUUGAUCAUUAUAUUCAAAAUGUAUGCUUAUAUUGGCCAAGAAGAUUCAAGUGGACUUGGAUCUAUCUCUUUUUUUUUUGAAGAAUGUUCAUUAUGUCUUCAAAGAGAAUAGAAUGAAAUCAGAUCAAUUAACCCUAAUUUUUCCUGUCAAGAGUUUUCUUAUUCUUCAAAUCAAUAUUUAAAGGGAUAUAUGAGAAUAUUCAAUUAAUUAUGCUUGAUGUUAAAUGAAAUCAGAAAUUUCUCUAAAUUUACAUUUUGA